This is a messenger RNA of Coccomyxa subellipsoidea C-169, 1732 nucleotides long. RefSeq names its product UDP-Glycosyltransferase/glycogen phosphorylase. Gene Ontology annotation, molecular function: UDP-glycosyltransferase activity. The coding region runs from base 41 to 1732 and encodes 563 amino acids. NCBI's taxonomy places the organism in Eukaryota, Viridiplantae, Chlorophyta, Trebouxiophyceae, Coccomyxaceae. The record is from RefSeq and is a predicted model, not a curated record. The transcript is spliced from 13 exons.
CAAUUCAUGAGAAAUCUGGUAAUAGAAGAAGACUGGUAAAAUGGUCGAUAUGGCUAUGAGGAGGGCAAUCCUGGCCUGCUUGUGUCUGUCGAUUGUAGUCCGGCAUGCGCAGUGUGGGACCGUCUUGUCUGUGCUGAUGCCAGGCCCGCUCAGCCACCUCUUUAACAUGAAAAAGAUUGCAGAAGCGGUCGCUGCUCGAGGGCACACAGUAAAGUUCCUUGUGCUCGACAACAACGCCCACGCGCUGCAGCCGACGGACGUCCCGGUGCUCACUUACAGCAUUCCUGUCGUCAAAGGACCGUUCGAUCCAGCCGCAAUGAAGGUCAAGGGCGCCCAGAACUUCGUCCAGACCGUGGCAGACAUUACCAGGGUCUUUGUGAGCGGCUGCGAUGGCAUCCUGUCCAAUGACACCCUCAUGGCUCAGCUGAAGGACUACAACCCAGAGCUGCUGCUGGCAGAGACUCUCAGCCCCUGCGCACAGGUCCUGGCGUCCAAGCUGGACGUUCCCUUUGUGAACUUCCAGAUGUACGCCCCGAUCGAGUCAGUCCAGACCUCUGCCUGGCGCGGCAGCAACCGCAACGCAUUCACCCCCAACCCUCUCGCGUACUUCCCCCAAAAGGACAGCGGCAUUGAGACCCAGCACAUGAGCUUCCCGCAAAGGCUGCACAACUUCGUCGCCUAUUGGAAGUUCCAUGCUGGCGAUUACUGGCAUGUGCGGCCCAUCGUGCGGAGCGCUUUCCGGCGAUUUGGCGUGGAUCCGGACGCGCCGAAGGAACGCCGUCGGAUGGUCAUGACGAUGUGCAUUGCGGAUUUUGCCAUAGAAUGGCUGCGGCCGCUGCCGCCAAGCUACAAGCUGAUCGGAGCCGUGCUGCCCGAGCCUGCCCAGCCACUGCCCGCCGAUCUCGAGGAGUUCAUGGAGGGUGCAGGGGAUGACGGCGUGCUGCUCGUUGCCAUGGGCACAAUAGCAACACUGGGGAAAGCCGAGCAGCGCGCGAUGGCGGCUGCGUUCGCAAAGUUGCCGGUGCGUGUGCUGUGGCGGCUGUCCAAGUCUGAGGUGCCAGAUGAGUCAGCCAUCGCAGAGCUCAAGCUGGGCAACAACACAAAGGUGGCGACGUGGCUGCCUCAGAACGAUGUGCUGGGCCACCCCCGCACGAAGGCGUUCCUGUCACACUGCGGUGUGAAUGGACUUUACGAGGCGGCGUAUCAUGGCGUGCCAAUUAUUGCGCUGCCCUUCUUAGCAGAGCAACGUGAGAAUGCCGACAAGGCCGUGGGGCGGGGCCUGGCGCUGCGAUUGAACCACGAGGAUUUACUGACGGGGCAGUUCUCACACACCAUCACGCGCGUGCUGACGGAGCGAAGCUUCAAGGAAGUCGCCGAGAAGCUGUCUGUGAAGCUGCGCGCGCGGCCGCGGACGCCCACCCAGGAAGCUGCCGACUGGAUAGAGCAUGCGCUGGCCACGCACGGGGAGGCGUACCUCCAGACACCGGAUCAGGACCUGUCGCUGUUUGUGCGCCUGUCCCUGGACGUCUGGGCUGCAUGCUUAGUCGUCAUAGCGUUAGUCAUCCUCGUCGCGGCUAAACUGGCGCGCCUGGCGUGCGCCAAACUUGACGACGCGCUGAUUCACCGCGUCAGCAUUGCUAAUAGCAAGGGGGGUGCAGCUUCCUACAGCAGCCUGCCGCACACCGAUGGCGCAGAAACAGUCAUCAACGGUGCCCAUGUGCAGUCGUCUUAG